AAGGCAAGUAGUCAAUGCAUUGACAUAUGAACAUUUUGAACUGACUAAAUACAACACAUAUUUUUGGAGGUCAAAGUAAAAAUGAAGAAAACGACAGAACAGUUCAUACAUGGGUUAUUUUUUUAUUGACAAAUUAACAAAUAUUACGCUAAAUACUGAAAACAAACGCUUUCUGAUUGAAUAUGGCUGAAGCUGCAGUUGAUGCUUUGAGAUUUUAUUGCCAUUUGUGCAAUAAACGUUUCCAAUCUGCUUCUUCAUCUUUCACUUGCCCAUUUUGUUCUAAUGGUUUUAUUGAAGAAGUAUCUGAACAAACUGAACUAGAUGGAGAUGGAUCAGAUGGUGAUGAGUUUGGUGUUCAUAUCAGAGAUAUACUUAUGCCGGGGAUGGUACCUUUCAUAGAAACUCGGGCAGGUAGAUCUCAACCGUUAGUUGGGGGAGUUGGAGGAAGAUCAAGAGGCACCUCUCAACAUCACGGUCAUCCACAUCCAUUUAGACCAAAUAUUGAGAAUUUUAUCCAAGAUGUUAUAAUUAAUUUGGGAGGUAACAUGCAGUUCUUUUUGGGCAAUCCUGGAGAUUACGCAUGGGGCAGAGAGGGUCUGGAUUCCAUUAUUACACAUCUAUUGAAUCAAAUGGAUUCUGCAGGUCCUCCUCCUUUAGGAAAAGAAGUGAUCGAUUCCUUACCAGUCAUUCAAAUAGAGGAAGAUCAAGUUAACAAAAAAUUGCAGUGUUCAGUUUGUUGGGAGGAUUUCAUUCUCAAUGAGGAUGUUCGACAAUUGCCAUGCUCACAUGUUUAUCACGAUGGUUGUAUAAGACCCUGGCUAGAGCUGCAUGGUACCUGUCCCAUUUGUAGACAAAAUUUAGGAAACAAUGAACAACAGAGUAGUGAUACUAAUCUACCAAAUACAAUUGAAAAUGGUCCAAGUUAUGAAGGAGCACAUGGUUCCACAAAUCAACCGGCAAGUUCCAGUAGCUCAGACAAUUCAGACAUGAUGAGGUCAAGUUUUAGUAGAGAUUGAAAUCAGUAAUUGUUUUAUUUGUAUGAUUAUUCCGUUUCAAAUUGAAUUUCCUAUUAAAUUUAAUUAUCAAAUAUCCCAUCAUCAACAGUAUCAUGAUUUAAUUUUUAGGGAUGCAUUACACAGGAUGUGCAAAUUUUGUUCUGAGUGUAGAUAAGAAAUUCAUCAGUCUUUUGUGUAUUGGUAGCUUCAUAUACUUAAAUUGCUCCAAAACCAAGAAGUAAUUUGUGCAUGUAUAUGUAAUCAAAAACAACUAAAGUCAUGUUAAUGUUAGAGAGGUAUUGUUGUCAUUUUUCUGAAAACACAAUAGAGAUGGCAAGUCGGAUAGUAAGGAUGAAUUUUUAGUGGCACAGCUUUCCAUUUUUCAUGAAAUUCACAUAAAAGCUGAAUACGUGUUGUCAAAUAUUUCAACUAAUAAAAAGGUUUGCUUGAAUAAAAA
Messenger RNA from Harmonia axyridis, 1452 nucleotides. It is a transcript of the gene Iru, whose product is annotated as E3 ubiquitin-protein ligase Iruka. Gene Ontology annotation, cellular component: nucleoplasm; cytoplasm. The record is from RefSeq and is a predicted model, not a curated record. Gene Ontology annotation, molecular function: ubiquitin protein ligase activity. The coding region runs from base 183 to 1016 and encodes 277 amino acids. The transcript is spliced from 6 exons. Gene Ontology annotation, biological process: positive regulation of DNA-templated transcription; ubiquitin-dependent protein catabolic process; protein ubiquitination. Lineage: Eukaryota; Metazoa; Arthropoda; Insecta; Coleoptera; Coccinellidae.